Triplophysa rosa is the source of this 1418-nucleotide messenger RNA. RefSeq names its product Kv channel interacting protein 2 (gene kcnip2). The record is from RefSeq and is a predicted model, not a curated record. Gene Ontology annotation, biological process: regulation of potassium ion transmembrane transport. NCBI's taxonomy places the organism in Eukaryota, Metazoa, Chordata, Actinopteri, Cypriniformes, Nemacheilidae. Gene Ontology annotation, cellular component: voltage-gated potassium channel complex. Gene Ontology annotation, molecular function: potassium channel regulator activity; calcium ion binding.
UCCGAUAGUGAAAACAAUAUGAGCGCUUCUCAUGGAAAUAUAACAUCACCUGUAAUUGACACGCUUCAUUGACUCACUGUAUGUGAAUUUUUUUAUCAAUCGCGAUCAUUUGGUGCCCAGAUAAAAUGAAGGUGAAAUCUCGAGAUGAGAGUUUUAAUACUUCUGGAGAACUGGAUGGAUCCAAUGACCUACUGACAGGUAACCCUCCCUCGGGCCAGAGGAGAAAAAACAUCAAACAGCGCUUUCUCAAACUUCUGCCCUGCUGUCAUACAGAGUCAACACCAGCCAUAGGAAAAGCAAGUCAAUGGCUGUCUGCUGUUAGUCUUAAUCCAUGCGUGUCAGUUUCUGUGUGAAUGAGUUUAUCUCUGUGUGUUUCUCAUGUAGACAGCAUAGAGGAUGAUUUUGAACUCUCCACCGUGUGCUACAGGCCGGAGGGUUUAGAGAAACUGCUAGAACAGACAAAAUUCAACAGAAAAGAGCUACAGGUUCUCUACAGAGGCUUUAAAAAUGAAUGUCCCACUGGGCUUGUAAAUGAAGACACAUUUAAAUUAAUCUACUCUCACUUUUUUCCUCAGGGAGAUUCUAGCAUGUAUGCUCAUUUCCUGUUUGAGGCUUUUGAUAGACACAAGAAUGGAGCUGUGAGUUUUGAGGACAUUGUGACUGGCCUGUCAAUCAUUUUGCGAGGUACAGUCACUGAUAGACUGUGCUGGGCUUUUUGUCUGUAUGAUCUCAAUAAAGACGGCUGCAUCACUAAAGAGGAGAUGAACGACAUCAUGAAGUCCAUAUAUGAUAUGAUGGGGAAAUGCACAUAUCCAUGUAUGAAGGACAGCGCACCCAACGAACACGUCGAAAGUUUCUUCCGGAAAAUGGAUCGAAAUAAUGACGGAGUUGUCACCAUGGAGGAAUUCCUCGAGUCAUGUCAAAAGGAUGAGGCCAUUAUGGAGUCCAUGCAUCUAUUUGAUCAUAUUAUUUAGCUUCAUGCUGAGCAGUGUUGAAUGACAUCGUCUGUUUUGACAUCAACACAAUGACUUCUUCCCUCUUUUAUUGACUGACCUGUUGAGAUGCUAUAUGUGAGCAUGCCACAUUAUUCUACACCCUAAGGAUGAAGCUAUGUGAUCUAAGCUUAUUGAGAUAAAAGUUAAAUCACUGGCUUUAUUACUGUCUUUAUGUAUACUGUGGUUAUAUAUAUCACAGUGGCAUCAACAAGUUCUGGUAUCAUUUAACAUUCACGUGUAUACAAAUAUACAAAAAAUAUGCAAGUAGCAGACUCUCAGCCUGGCAUGACUUUUAUGAAUCUAGAAAAAAGACACUAGAGAAUUGGAGAAUCAAUUGUUUGCAAAUAUAAUUAUUUGCUCGUUAAUUCAUGGACAUGUCGAGUAUUGUACAGAUUCAAAAUACUGACUGACAGUACAGUUGGU